Electrophorus electricus (electric eel) is the source of this 1205-nucleotide messenger RNA. RefSeq names its product chymotrypsin-like protease CTRL-1. The record is from RefSeq and is a predicted model, not a curated record. Lineage: Eukaryota; Metazoa; Chordata; Actinopteri; Gymnotiformes; Gymnotidae. Gene Ontology annotation, molecular function: serine-type endopeptidase activity. Gene Ontology annotation, biological process: proteolysis.
UUCCAGAGUUGUGGGAUUCUUCCAGGUGUUCUACAACACCUUGUUGUUUUCCCAGCUGUAUCAGAUUGCGGGAGGUCUAUAAAGCAGGGCCUGGCAUUCUAGGUGCAACCAAGUAACUUGUCACAAUGCUCUGGCUCAUUAGCUGUCUUGCCCUGGUGGCAUCCACAGUGGGUAAGUGGUCUGUAGGCUCAUGUCCAGCUAGGGUUCCAUAUUAUCGUGAUAACUUUGCAUGCCUUUAUGAAACACGGACUAUAUGCCCAAUUUACAAAUUUAUUACUUCUGUACAAAUAUUUUGUUAUUUUUUACAGGUUGUGGUGUACCUGCCCUAAAACCACAGAUUAGUGGCUACAACAGGAUUGUGAAUGGAGAGAAUGCAGUGUCUGGAUCGUGGCCCUGGCAGGUGUCCCUCCAGGACACAACUGGCUUCCAUUUCUGUGGAGGAUCCCUCAUCAGCCAGUACUGGGUUGUCACUGCUGCCCACUGUCGUGUCAUACCUGGACGCCACCGUGCCGUCCUUGGAGAGCACGAUCGCGGCUCCAGUGCUGAGCCUCUUCAGAUCUUGAACAUUGCUAAGGCUAUUAGCCACCGUUAUUACAACAGUCAAACCUUCAACAAUGACAUCACACUCUUGAGGCUAGUCUCUCCAGCUCAGAUGACCAAUCGUGUGUCCCCUGUGUGUUUGGCCACUUCUACCAUCAGUGUACCUGCAGGCACUCGCUGUGUCACCACUGGCUGGGGCAAAACUCAAACUACCUCAACCCCCCGUAUUCUGCAGCAGACUGCUCUGCCCAUCCUGAGCCAAGCUCAGUGCAGGCAGUACUGGGGCCAGAACAGGAUUACAGAAGCUAUGAUCUGUGCCGGAGCUUCUGGAGUGUCCUCGUGUCAGGGUGACUCUGGUGGCCCUCUGGUCUGUGAGAACAGUAAUCAUGUCUGGAUUCAGGUGGGCAUUGUGUCCUGGGGUACCACCAACUGCAAUGUCCGAGCACCUGCUGUCUACGCCCGCAUCUCUUACCUGCGUGGCUGGAUCGACCAGACCAUCGCCUCCAACUAGAGACUCCAUUCAGCAGCAGUAAUAGUGAUCGGGGAACCUUGCCACCUCUACAGAAUGCAUUACAAGUACACAGAGGGCUGAGGUUAUAUUAUUUUAAUUUUCCCCCUGUUUGAAUAUUGUAAGUGUAUUAAGAAUAAAGGCCUAAGAGGCAAUA